Molecule: messenger RNA, 1817 nt
Organism: Ilex paraguariensis (yerba mate)
Lineage: Eukaryota; Viridiplantae; Streptophyta; Magnoliopsida; Aquifoliales; Aquifoliaceae
Source: the annotation of a GenBank genome assembly
CCGGGUUUUAGACCCCUCUCUCUCUCUCUCUCUGCGCAGAAGCUUAAACCCUAACGCCACGAACUCCAUGGAAUCUAUUGCUAAAGUGAACUAUCGUCAGCAACAACUUCUUCCCUCAAUUCAUCUUCAGCGUCCAUCUUUUUCAAGGCCCGUUUCUUCUCUCUCCUUCAGAAACCGCUCUCCACCGCUAUUAUUACCGACACUAAAAUCAUCAGCCUCACACAUAUCAAUCAAAGCCUCCUCGUCUUCCUCAUCAUUACCAUACUCUAACCCUCAUCUUCGAAACCCUAAAACCUUCCAAUCCCUACUCUUUGAAACCCUAAACUCCUUGCCAUUCUCUCUCCACAGAACUACCCUCAUAGCCGCCGUCGCCGUCACCGCUGCCGCUCUCUUCUUCUCCAAAUUCAACCUCAAACCCGUCAUUGCCGCACCGAUAUCACCCCCGCCCACCGUCGAAAGCACUAAGAACGAAACCGUUGUGGACGAAAACAGUGAAAAAGAGAAAGAGAAAUCCCUUGAAGAACACUUGCAGUCUCACCCAAAUGAUGUUGAAGGUCUUCGAACCCUGAUGGAAAUUCGUAUAAAAAAUCAACAAAUCCUCGAAGCCAUAAACAUUAUCGAGAGGUUGAUUGAACUUGAGCCCAAUGACAUUGAAUGGCCAUUGUUGAGGGCACACAUGCACUGUUACGGUGGAGAGAUUGAAUUGGCCAAAAUUGGGUUCAACGAAAUACUCGAAAACGACCCUUUUCGUGUUGAGGCUUACCAUGGUUUGGUAUUGGCAGCUUCACAGGGGGAUUCAACGAGUGAAUUGAAGGAUAUAGAGAGGAGGAUUGAGGAGGCAAUACAGAUGUGUAAGAAAGAGAACAAGAAGGAUGAAAUGAGGGAUUUAAAGCUUUUACUAGCGCAAAUUCGAGUGAUUGAAGGGGACUAUAAGGAUGCUCUGAAGAUUUAUCAGGAGCUUGUGAAGGAGGAGCCGAGGGAUUUCAGACCCUAUUUGUGUCAAGGGAUAAUAUACACAUUGUUGAGGAAGAAAAAUGAGGCUGAGAAGAAUUUCGAGAAGUAUCAGAGGCUUGUUCCGAAAGGGCACCCAUAUGCGCAGUAUUUUGAUGAUAAUAUGAUUGCAACGAAGCUCUUUGCUCAAAAGGUUGAAAAUGGGAAGGCGAAAUUGAAGAGCUGAGGGAAUUAGUGAUCAGUUUAAUGGCUGUUUUGUGGUGUAGUGAUGGCGGCUGCUCAGGGCUUUUGUGAUUUCGGCUGAUUUGGAGAAAAACUUUCAUACCGAUCGCAGCACCGUGGUUGAAUAAUCAUCAGGUUUGACGAGGAAGACGACAACCAGUGACUUUCGAUGCAGUGAGGGAGACAAAUUAGUGAAGAGUUGUUGUUUAGCCGGGCCGGAGAAGGAGACGAUUGUGGUUUGGCAAAAUCUUGAGUUUUAACGGUUACAGGGUGGGCAACGAUGUCAUUGUAUGUUCAAAAGUUUUCGAGUUGGACGACGUCGUUGCGAGUUUGUUUGCUGGACAGUGUAUUUUGGUCAAAUCGGUACUGUUGCUCUUAACAGCAAACUGUGCCGUUAGAUCACCAACAGCAGAGGAGCCAACCCAGAUGGUUUCAUGGUGUAAAGGGAAAAUGUUAUUCGUCUUUAAUUUUGCGGAAUUUGGCCAAGUUAUCUGAAUGAAUAGUUUGGUUGAACGUUCUGCUCUACCCACUGGUGUUGUGGAGCCAAAUCACCCUACAUCAUAACAAGGUUUGAGUUGGGUGUAGGUUGUGCUUUCAUGCAGGCCUACACAUAUACCUCCAAACCAACUCUCUUUUCAUUGCUC